Messenger RNA from Cuculus canorus (common cuckoo), 3116 nucleotides. Its product is annotated as RNA-binding protein 14-like. The coding region runs from base 169 to 2304 and encodes 711 amino acids. The transcript is spliced from 3 exons. The record is from RefSeq and is a predicted model, not a curated record. Gene Ontology annotation, molecular function: mRNA binding. Gene Ontology annotation, biological process: mRNA splicing, via spliceosome. NCBI's taxonomy places the organism in Eukaryota, Metazoa, Chordata, Aves, Cuculiformes, Cuculidae. Gene Ontology annotation, cellular component: nuclear speck; cytosol.
GCGCGCGCGGAGCCCGUGGGGGGGCAGCCCCGCGCAUGCGCAGUGCGCAGCGCGCGCCCCCUUCGCUCUCCCGCUCCCCCCCUUUCCCCUUUCCCGCCCGGCGCUGAGGCGACGCCGCCAUUUUGUGAGGCCGCGCUCAACCGCUGCCCCCUUCUCCUUCCUCCAACCAUGCGCCCCGGUAUUAAACUCUUCGUGGGCAACGUCCCCGAAGAGGCGACGGCGGAAGAGCUGAGCGAGCUGUUCGGCGGCGCGGCGGGGCCGGUGCUGGGCAUCGCGCUGAUGAAACAGUUCGCUUUCGUCCACCUGCGGGACGAGGCGGCGGCCGCGCGCGCCAUCGCGCAGCUCAACGGGCACCAACUGCACGGGCGCCGCAUCGUGGUGGAACCUUCGCGGCCGCGACCCACCAACACCUGUAAAAUCUUUGUGGGGAACGUUUCGGCCGCUUGUACCAGCGCCGAGCUCCGGGCGCUCUUCCAGCAAUACGGGACCGUGGUGGAGUGCGACGUGGUCAAAGACUACGCCUUUGUGCACAUGGAGAGCGAAGCGGAGGCCAAGGCCGCCAUCGAGCACCUGAACGGGAAGGAGGUGAAGGGGCGCCGCGUCAACGUCGAGCUCUCCACCAACGUCCAGAAGAAGGGCGGUGCCGCGGCCGCGCCGCCCGCCCUCGCCCUCGACAAGAGCAAGCGCCUGGCCCUCGAGUACCGCGAGCGCUUCCAGCCCAAGACCGAGGGCUUCGACCCGCAGCGCCGCCCGCCCGACGCCGCCUUCCCCGCGCCGGCCGCCUACGCUACCGCCAACUCCCUCUACGAUUACCAGACGCGCUUCGGCGCUGCCGCAGCCCCCAAGUAUGACGCCUUCGAGGCGCAGGCCCGCCCCGCGUCCCCCUCGUACUUCGGGAGGGACCGCAGUCCGCUCCGGCGCUCGCCGAGCCGCACCAGCUACGCGGCGGUGACGCUCCCCAUGACGGCGCAGCCGGCCGCCUACCGCGCCCAGCCUUCGGCCUCGCUCGGCGCGGCCUACCGCCCGCAGCCCACCACCGGCCAGGCCGCCGCGUACCGGGCCCAGCCCUCCGCCUCGUUGGGCAGCGCCUACCGCUCCCAGCCCGCCGGCUCCCUCGGCGCUUCCGGCGCCCAGCCGGCUGCUACCGCCAACUCCCUCGCCUCCUACGGCGCCCAACCCACCGCCGCCUCCUACGGCGCGCAGCCCGCUGCCUCCCAGCUCUCCGGCUACGGCGUCCAGUCCGCCGCGCUGGCCUCCUCCUACGGAGCGCAGGCCGCCACCGGCUACUCCACCUCCUACGGCACCCAGGCUGCCGCUUAUGGCGCCCAGGCCGCCGCCGGCCCUGCCGCCUCCUAUAGCGCCCAAGCCAUGGCCACGCACGUGGCUUCCUACGGUGCCCAGGCCGCUGGCCACGCCGCUUCCUACGGCGCGCAGCCCAUAGACGGCCACGCCGCCUCCUACGGCGCCCAGCCUGCCGCCGCGCUCUCUGCCUCCUACGGCGCCCAGGCCGUGGCGGCGCACGCCACCUAUGGUGCCCAGGCGGUGGCCGGUCACGCCGCCGCCUACCAGCCCGUUGCCGGCCACUCCGGUUCCUACGGCGCCCAGCCAGCGGCCGCGCUCUCUGCCUCCUACGGCGCCCAGCCCGCCGCCGGCCACUCGGCUACCUACGGCGCCCAGCCCGGUGCCAACCUGCCUGCUUCCUACGGCAGCCAGUCCGCCGCCGCCGCGCUCUCGGCCACCUACGGCGCCCAAGCGGCCGCUUCCUACAGCAGCCAGGCCGCUGCCGCGUCCUACAAGGCGCAGGCCUCGGCCCCGCUGACGGCAGCCUACCGCGCCCAGGCCUCUGGCGGGAUGGCGGCGUCGUACCCGGCACAGCAGGCCUCCUCCGCCGCGCUGGCGGCCGCCUACCGCGCCCAGCCGGGCAGUGCCUACGACGCGCCGAGCCAGCUGGGGCAGCAGGCGGCUUCCUACCUGGGCCUGUCGCAGGCCGCCGCCGCCGCCGUCGCACCGCCCUACGAGCGCACCCGCCUCUCGCCGCCUCGCAGCGCCGCCGCCUACGACGAUCCGUACAAAAAGUCCUCCGCUCUGGCUAAAAGGUACGGCUCUGAGCGCCGGCUCUCCGACCUCGCCGAUUACCGCCGGUUAGCGGACUCGCCGCUGGCGUACCGCCGCUCGCCCACCAAGUCGCCAAUGGAUUACCGCCGGCUGCCGGAUGCACACGCCGACUACAGCCGCUACUCGGGCGGCUACGGCGAUUACCUGCCCGCUGCCCGCGUCCACUCGGGCUACCAGCGCCGCCUCUGAGCCCGGCAGCGCCGCCGCCACCGCGUCCGGCUGCUGCGGCACCGCGCGGUCGCGCUCUGCCUGUUGCCGCGGUCGCUCUGGCUGCAUCCCCGGAGCAGGGACGGUUGGUUUUUAGCUGCUUUUUUUUCCCCUUCUCGUUUUUGGGUGUUUUUAGAAGGAGUUGCGGUUACGGUAGGGAACCGCGGGGGGAAUCUGUGCCGCCGCUACCGUGGAACUGUUGUGCCGGUGCAGCCCCACUCUUUUAUAAAGGACGAUUUGGGUCGGUUUGGGUCGGUUUCCCCCUUUUCCGGCGCGGCACCGAGGUUUUGUACGACUGUAAAUAAACGCAGGGCUCGUGGCCGUUUCCCUUUUGGCUCCCGUCUGGUUUCUUCCCGGCACGAAGGGCCGGAGCGCCGCCGGCAGCUGCCGCUCCAGCCCCAAACCGGACCUCGGCGCCUUUUUUUUGGGGUGAAAAAAGCCAGAUUUGAGCAAAGCCACCCCGGGAGGUGAGGUCGGGUUUGUGGCAGCCCCGGUUCUGCGGCUGCUCGGCGCGGCACAACCGACGCCUCUCCCGGCAUCCGGAGCAGCCGGAUUUGAGGCGAACUACGGAUGGUUUGAGGAAUAACGAGCCCAGACGGACAACCAGCGAGGAUUAAUUAUUCGCCUGGGUGCUAAUUAGGCAAUUUGGGGACUCAUAAGCCACCCUGGGGCCUGAUUACCACUUCAGUGCUUAAUUAACCACCGGAAUGGAGCCCGCGGGGACGGCAACCGCAGGGAGAACCGGGAACGGAGGCCGCGGGGACUGCGAUGGAAGGGAGAACCGGGAAUGGAGC